UUUUUUUUUUUUUUUCACUAUUUUCAUGUCAUUACAGCUAUAUUUACUUAAUGUAUUUUUUUCAAUGAUCCGUCAACAGCAGACACUAUGAAGUUUCUUAUUUCGUCUUCAAUAUAGACCACCUUGCAGAAACAGUAACUUUUUUUUUUCCAUUUUUUAAUUUUUUUAUCGUCAUAUUUUCCAUGAAAGUUUGAAGAUUUCGUUAGCAGUUGCGAACAAAGUAUCAUUUGGAGGCUUGUUGUUUCAAUUUGUAAUCCUUGUUUUGUGGCCACUUUUUUUAAUUUUUCCUUGAUUUGAGUUUUGGUAUAAGAGUCUGAAAGCUUUUUUUUUUUUUUUUUUUUUUUUAUUUAACCUCUUGCUUACCAAACCUUCAUAUAAAGUUUGACUGGCUGGUGGGUCUAUGAGUUUGGUCGAGUGCAGUUAAGCAUUAAAAGGCUUCAAUUAUUUUCGUUAUUGCUGCUUUGAUGUCGCCCCACCUUGUCUUACCUGGCUUCUCGGCCUUAAUCUUGGUCAAUUACUGAUACUGGGUAUAUGGUGUUUUGACGUUUUUAAACUAUUGGGUCUGGUGGGUUUUUUAGUUGUUGACUCUCUGUGUGCUUGUGGGAUCUUCUUCUCCAAAUUUGAGGUUUUUGGGUCGGUAGUAAGUGUUUUUGUAGGACUUUGGAGUGUUUUCACUCGUUGUGCUGAGCAACAAUUUUUCUGUUCCAAUUAUGAGAAUUGCUGAUAUUUGAAGAGUCUUGGAGUUGUAGUCUGGCUGUUUUCUGAAUCUGAAAAUCUGUGAUGAAAUGGCUAGUAAUGGGGAUACUCAUCCACUGGAAAAAGAUGAAGGUAUAAGCGGCAAAGAAGUAAAUGAGGAUUUGGGAGAGGCCAGUGGUGUUGAUGAAUCAAUCUUGAUCGAUAAAAAUAAAUCUGCACCAGAACAAGAGGCAGAGAAUCAAAAGGAACGGACCACAUUAAUUUUUCAGUCAAAAGAGUUGAAUGUCGGUUCUUCACCUCUGAAAGUCUUGGAUCACUGCGUCACUGCACCUGUUGGCACUCAUAGGGGUCUGCUAAUUGAUGAUUAUGGGAUUACAUUCUCUCGAUCCAUGACGGAGAAGAAGGAGAUUCCUAGGCGUGACCUCAAACUUGAUAGACUAUCAGAACGUGAGAAGCGAAAACUAAUUGAGAAUCUAGUCAAGAUACAUUAUGAUGGAAGGGUAGAAGUUAAUUUAGUCGACACUACACCUGUUGCUUCAGAUUUGUUAGAGCUUCAAAAUUUCCCUCCCUUUCUUGAUGAUAAAACUUCUGAAAUCAAUAAAUCAAUUCCAAAGUUGAAAAUUGCUAUCCUUGUGGUUGGAACAAGAGGAGAUGUGCAGCCUUUUCUGGCUAUGGCAAAGAGACUUCAGGAGUUUGGUCAUCGUGUGAGGUUGGCAACUCAUACUAACUUCAGCUCUUUUGUAAAGUCAGCGGGUGUAGAAUUCUAUCCCUUGGGUGGUGAUCCUCGGGUUUUGGCAGGAUAUAUGGCUAGAAAUAAAGGUCUCAUUCCAUCUGGAACAAAAGAGAUAUCUAUACAGAGAAAGGAACUGAAGGCAAUUGUUGAAUCUCUUCUUCCAGCAUGCACAGAACCAGAUAUAGAAACUGGUAUCCCUUUUAGGGCGCAGGCAAUUAUUGCAAACCCUCCUGCUUAUGGACAUGCUCAUGUUGCUGAAGCUCUUUGUGUACCCCUUCACAUCUUCUUCACAAUGCCAUGGACGCCAACGUCAGAAUUUCCUCACCCAUUAGCACGUGUACCUUCAAGUGCUGGCUACUGGCUUUCCUAUGUCGUUGUGGAUUUACUUGUAUGGUGGGGGAUUAGGGGGAUAAUCAAUGACUUCAGAAAGAGAAAAUUGAAGCUUUCUCCUAUUGCAUACUUCAGUACAUACCAUGGAUCAAUAUCUCAUUUGCCAACAGGCUAUAUGUGGAGUCCCCAUGUUGUGCCAAAGCCAAAUGAUUGGGGGCCUUUAGUUGACGUUGUUGGAUAUUGCUUCCUAAACCUGGGAUCGAAGUAUCAACCUCAAGAGGAAUUUGUUCAAUGGAUUCAGAAAGGGCCCAAACCUAUAUAUAUUGGGUUUGGAAGCAUGCCUCUUGAAGAUCCAAAGAAAACUACGGACAUUAUAUUGGAGGCAUUGAAGGACACAGGUCAAAGAGGAAUACUUGACCGUGGUUGGGGAGACCUAGGAAAUUUAAUAGACGUUUCUGACAACAUUUUCCUUUUGGAGGAUUGCCCUCAUGAUUGGCUGUUCCCUCAAUGUUCAGCAGUGGUUCAUCAUGGUGGUGCAGGAACUACAGCUACAGGACUAAGAGCAGGGUGUCCAACAACUAUAGUGCCAUUCUUUGGAGAUCAGUUCUUCUGGGGUGACAGAAUACAUCAAAAAGGUCUGGGACCUGCACCAAUACCUAUAGCUCAGCUCAGCAUCGAUAACCUAUCAAAUGCUAUAAAAUUUAUGCUCCAGCCCGAGGUUAAGUCUCAAGCUGUAGAAAUAUCAAAGUUGAUAGAGAACGAAGAUGGUGUUAUAGCUGCAGUCGAUGCAUUUCACCGUCAUUUACCUCCUGAGCUACCAUUGCCAACCACAUCUUCGGAGGAAGAUGACCAGCCAAACCCUUUGCAGUGGUUCUUUCAACAAAUAGGAAAGUGGUGCUGCCUGCCUUGUUCAUAGGAUUUUUGCUGCAACACUUACUGUUGUAUAGCAUGUGUUCAUUAAAUUUUUCCGUCUUCUUUUUCCAUCAUAUUCAUAUUGUUUUUGGCUUAGUAUUUCAUUCAUUUGAUUCAUAGUGUCACCUGUCUGAGUUUAGCCGAUAUUUUUUAACAGAAUAAUAAAGAUCUCGUAAAGUUAAAGUUACAUUUACAGUUAAAGAUACAGAUCUUUUUACCAACUGGGAAAUAAUUGUAGUACGUUAACCUUGUUUCAAAUCAAUUUGUGGAUCGUCUAUUUUGUUGGUGUA
Molecule: messenger RNA, 2961 nt
Organism: Ziziphus jujuba (common jujube)
Lineage: Eukaryota; Viridiplantae; Streptophyta; Magnoliopsida; Rosales; Rhamnaceae
Product: sterol 3-beta-glucosyltransferase UGT80B1
Exons: 14
Coding region: 786-2675 (629 amino acids)
Biological process (GO): carbohydrate metabolic process
Molecular function (GO): UDP-glycosyltransferase activity; hexosyltransferase activity
Source: RefSeq, a predicted model, not a curated record